AUGGCAGCUACUAAUAAGAUUCUGGCGCUUUGGAGCCAUCCAGCCGGCCCUAAAACAGUUCACUUCUGGGCACCAACUUUUAAGUGGGGCGUAAUCAUUGCAAAUCUUCUCGAUUCUUCAAAGUCGCCUGAAGAACUAUCUUAUCCACAGCAAGCAGCCAUUGCCGGUAGUGCACUUGUUUGGGCAAAAUACAGCACAGUUGUCACACCAAAGAACUGGAACCUUUUCAGCAGCAGCAUUGGAAUGGCUGCAACUGCUGGAUAUCAACUUGCACGUAAAAUUCAGCACGAUUUCUCUUCUACUCAAAACUUCUGA
Molecule: messenger RNA, 315 nt
Organism: Morus notabilis
Lineage: Eukaryota; Viridiplantae; Streptophyta; Magnoliopsida; Rosales; Moraceae
Product: mitochondrial pyruvate carrier 3
Exons: 5
Coding region: 1-315 (104 amino acids)
Biological process (GO): pyruvate import into mitochondria
Cellular component (GO): mitochondrial inner membrane
Source: RefSeq, a predicted model, not a curated record